This is a messenger RNA of Histoplasma mississippiense, 1389 nucleotides long. RefSeq lists its product as hypothetical. The transcript has 3 exons. NCBI's taxonomy places the organism in Eukaryota, Fungi, Ascomycota, Eurotiomycetes, Onygenales, Ajellomycetaceae. Gene Ontology annotation, molecular function: phosphatidylinositol binding. Gene Ontology annotation, biological process: autophagy; cytoplasm to vacuole targeting by the Cvt pathway. The record is from RefSeq and is a predicted model, not a curated record. Bases 1 to 1389 code for a protein of 462 amino acids. Gene Ontology annotation, cellular component: phagophore assembly site.
AUGGACCAUAGCGACUUUGACAGUGUCUCUUGGAAGAAUGGCCCCGACAGCGAUUUGUCAAGGCCAACAACUUCCGGAACUGAUGUGGAGGAACCAGAGAGAGUAGAUUCACCGUUGAAGGAAAACAGUGGCACGAAAGAUGUCUAUAUAUCUUAUCUCAUCACCACCCAUACCGACUUCAAAUCGUUCCAAAGACCCGAUUUCACUGUCCGUCGUCGCUACUCGGAUUUCAAUUUCUUGUAUAACACACUAUUUCGCGAUUACCCAGCCUGUGCUGUCCCUCCGCUACCAGACAAGCAUAAGAUGGAAUACGUGCGUGGGGAUCGUUUUGGAUCUGAUUUCACCAACCGUCGCGCUUGGUCCCUUCACCGGUUCCUCAAGCGGCUAUCUCUCCAUCCUGUCCUCCGCCGUGCUCCAAUUCUCGUUGUAUUCCUCGAAUCCGCAGAUUGGAACGCGCAUAUGCGCCUUCGCCCAUCACGUACCUCCACCAGCACCUCUGAUGGCGGCAACGGGCCAACGGGUAUUUUUGACAAUUUUGCAGACACUUUUGUCAACGCUUUCACGAAGGUACACAAACCAGACAAGCGGUUCAUCGAGGUGCGGGAGAAAGCGGACAAAUUAGAUGAAGACUUGAAUCAUGUUGAGAAGAUAGUGGCAAGGGUAGCUAGACGAGAGUCAGAUCUAGAAACCGACUACAACGAACUAGCCACACAAUUCCGCAAGCUGGUCUUGCUCGAGCCUGAUGUCGAAGCACCGUUGCAAAUCUUUGCUGCCUCAGUAGAAGAGACCGCUCGAGGUAUAAAGGACCUCAAAGACCACACAGACCAAAACUACCUGGGAAGCCUACGGGACAUGGAAGCGUAUAUCCUCUCCCUUAAGUCCCUGUUAAAAACCCGCGAACAAAAACAGCUAGACUUUGAAGCGCUUGUCGACUACCGGAACAAAGCCGUUUUCGAUCGUGAUUCUUUAGCCAACAACCCGGCCUCGUACUACUCUCCCAACCCACUUACCAGCAACCCAGCCUCCUUCAUCCGCUCUAAAAUGGAAGACAUGCGCGGCGUCGACCAUGAACAAUCUCGUCGCGAGCGCAUCCGCAAGCUCGAAUUGCGCAUCGACGAACUAACGCGAGAAGUUGAAAGUUCCAAAACCACGUCUGAAAUGUUCGAUGAGGAGGUCGUCAGGGAAGUGGCGGAUUUUGAACGCAUUAAGGCCGUGGAGUUCCGUGAUACAUUAGGGGCGCUGGCAGAGAAACAUGUGGAAUUUUAUCAGGGGGUGCUGGCGACGUGGGAACGAUUUAUUGUUGAGAUGGAAGCGGAGGGGGAGGAGAGUCAAGGCCACGAUCAGCAUGGGAAGGAAGUGAAGGGGCUUGUUGGGGUGGGCCAUUCAUGA